Molecule: messenger RNA, 609 nt
Organism: Blumeria graminis f. sp. triticale
Lineage: Eukaryota; Fungi; Ascomycota; Leotiomycetes; Helotiales; Erysiphaceae
Source: the annotation of a GenBank genome assembly
CAGAAAGUGAUAAAACCAGAACAGGCUUCUAGUGCCGUGAAAAAUAUCAACUACGCACCUAAUCAGACCUUGUACAUUACGAAUAUCCCUUCAUCAAAAAUACAGAAAGAUGAUCUGAGACGCACGCUUUAUAUUCUAUUCUCGACCUACGGACCAGUGCUCGACGUUGUUGCUUUACGGACUACCAAGAUGCGCGGGCAGGCGCACAUCGCAUUUCGGGACAUUGAAACAGCCACUAUGGCCAUGAGAGAGUUACAGGGUUUCGAGUUAUUGGGUAUGGAAAUGAAAAUACAAUUUGCCAAAACAAAGUCAGAUGUAAUUGCAAAGUUGGACGGCACUUAUCGCAUGCCAACCCAUGCUGCUUCUACUGCUGGCGCUGUAACUAUUACUGAGUUACAACAAAGUAUUUUUAACGCACCUCCUUCGACUGCUUCCUUACCACCAAAACCACCAGGUACCUUGAGGCCACCCGGAGAUAGUAUCACAGAUGGCGCUAAAAGUCCAAACGCAAGUAUCUCUGGGCGCAAGAGAGAGCGGGAAGAAGAAAAUGAAGCUGAGGAGGAUAGUGAAGGGGACGUUUCCAUGGACGAAGAUAGUGAUGACGAAUAA